This is a messenger RNA of Geodia barretti, 2967 nucleotides long. NCBI's taxonomy places the organism in Eukaryota, Metazoa, Porifera, Demospongiae, Tetractinellida, Geodiidae. The record is from the annotation of a GenBank genome assembly.
AAUAUAAGCGCAUGCGCAUUAUCCGCCAGCGAUAAAAUGCCGACUACCGGCAUUAGCCAUACAAUGCUGGAAGCGCUCUAGCUUUGCAACGGAGCAUUUUCAGAGAAAACCCCACAAACUUCUGACCUUCAUUGCCCGUUGAGUAGGUCAUAUCGUUUGUGAGACGAACAAACAUUCGAAAAGUGAGAUGUAGAGUAACAGACACAUACACACACCCACACAUCCAACUACAGUACACUCGAUGCGCAUGCGCGCCGAGGGUAAUAACGACAAUUCAAGCGCGCUACGGAAAAGUUACGCAAAAUAUAUGUGCACGGAUGACCGUAAAGUUUAGUUGGAGGCAGGAUGCGGUUGCCUUCGUUGUUGCUCUUCGUAGCGGCCUCCUGUGCUUUCGUUCACGGCGAUUGCGACCGUGUUAGCACGCUACCUACCAACAUAUUAUCUGAACGGGAGUACGUGGUGAGAUUGAGCCAGAACUGUGAAGAUCAUACUACAGAUAGUCCCAUAUUCUGUGAGGACAGUGGCUGGGGAGAUGAAGAAGCUAAUGUAGUGUGCAAGAGCAAGAUGAACACAACCUAUGGAUUGGGUGAUUAUAUUAUGUUUGCUGAAACUGAUUACCAAGUUGGCUACGCUCAUGUGUACUGCAUGGGAUAUGAGGAUAGGCUGGAAGACUGUGAAGUGGGGAACCUUACAUCACACAAUUGCUCAUAUCUUGGCAUUGCCCGCUGCCUUGAUGUUCCUCAGGUUCUUGUAUCCAGGGGGAAAAGUUACCAGUAUUUUGAACGAGUAGAAAUUUUCGAGAAUGAAACUGCUGAUUUUUGUGUCAUUGUGUGGGGACCGCUCUCACAACCUCUACAUGUACUAGUAGAAACCACUGACAAUGGUGCGGCAGUGGCUAACUUUGACUAUCGUCCUCUACAACAAACUGUUACAUUUGAGCCGACUAAGUCUUUGAGAUCACAGCAGUGUCUGAAGAUAGAGCUCAUUGAUGACUCUCUGGCUGAGUUCUGGGAGAUGUUCUCUGUUACUAUCUCCACUAACAGCUCUACUGUUAACCUCACUCGACGAGAAUUCAACGUCUUCAUUGGACCAAACGAUGGUGAAUGCAUUGAAGGCAAUGUGACAGGGUCAACUAAUGGCCGUCUUCGGUUGGUAGAGAUGUGUAACAGUGAUGGAGUAUGGUCUCCAAUCUGUGAUAAUGAAUGGACCCAAGAAGAUGCCACUGUCGUCUGCAGAGAACUCGGCUACCAAAAGCCAAAGAGUGUGAGAUAUGAGACCAUCAACAAGACCAUGGUAAAUGCUAUUCAUACUAAUAUUUCCUGUAGAGGCAAUGAAACAGCUCUCAGAGACUGUGUUUCCACUGAGCCUCCAGUCAACACAGUCUGCCAGUUGGCUCUGGUAGACUGCAGUCCUGACGUCACAGUUAUAGUAGAUCCCGAGGUUGAAGACCCUAAUGAUGGUGAUACUGGUGGAGUGAGAAUGCUAGCUGGUGUAUUGUCUGCUGUACUCCUGCUGGUGAUACUUACUGUAGCAGUUGGCAUUGUUGUUGGACUGAAAUGUCAACGUAGAGGUCAAGUCAAGAUCACUACUCCGCACAACCCAGCCUACAAUGUUGUGCAAAGUAAACACAGGGGAGUUGCAAAGCCAACACAGCAAGGGACUUCAGAGGGAAGAACGAAUGUUUCUGCAGUCACAGACUCUCACCACAGUGUCUGCAUGCAGUCUAAUCUUUACAACGUCAUCUCUUCUCAAACUCAGACAUCAGAGGAACUGGAAUAUGACUAUGUACAAGCAACACAAAGUCGAGCGAGCAGGCAGACUGCAGCACCGGACAGUAGUAGGAUGAGGUUCCCUUUGUUGUUGCUCUUCAUAGCGGCCUCCUGUGCUUUCGUUCACGGCGAUUGCGACCGUGUUAGCACGCUACCUACUAACAUAUCUGAACGGGAGUACGUCGUGAGAUUGAGCCAGAACUGUGAAGAUCAUACUACAGAUAGUCCCAUAUUCUGUGAGGACAGCGGCUGGGGAGAUGAAGAAGCUAAUGUAGUGUGCAAGAGCAAGAUUAACACAACCUAUGGAUUGGGUGAUUAUAUUGGGUUUGCUGAUACUGAUUACCAAGUUGGCUACGCUCAUGUGUACUGCAAGGGAAAUGAAGAGAGGCUGGAACACUGUGAAAUUAUAAUUGGAUUUGCUGAUACUGAUUACCAAGUUGGCUACGCUCAUGUGUACUGCAAGGGAGAUGAGGAGAGGCUGGAAGACUGUGAAGUGGGGAACCUUACAUCACACAAUUGCUCAUAUCUUGGCAUUGCUCGCUGCCUUGAUGGUUCUUGUAUCCAGGGGGAAAAAAGUUACCAGUAUUUUGAACGAGUAGAAAUUUUCGAGAAUGAAACUGCUGAUUUCUGUGUCAUUGUGUGGGGACCGCUCUCACAACCUCUACAUGUACUAGUGGAAACCACUGACAGUGGUGCAGCAGUGGCUAACUUUGACUAUCGUCCUCUACAACAAACUGUUACAUUUGAGCCGACUGAGUCUUUGAGAUCACAGCAGUGUCUGAAGAUAGAGCUCAUUGAUGACUCUCUGGCUGAGUUCUGGGAGAUGUUCUCUGUUACUAUCUCCACUAACAGCUCUACUGUUAACCUCACUCGACGAGAAUUCAACGUCUUCAUUGGACCAAACGAUGGUGAAUGCAUUGAAGGCAAUGUGACAGGGUCAACUAAUGGCCGUCUUCAGUUGGUAGAGAUGUGUAACAGUGAUGGAGUAUGGUCUCCAAUCUGUGAUAAUGAAUGGACCCAAGAAGAUGCCACUGUCGUCUGCAGAGAACUCGGCUACCAAGAGCCAAAGAGUGUGAGAUAUGAGACCAUCAACAAGACCAUGGUAAAUGCUACUCAUAUUUCCUGUAGAGGCAAUGAAACAGCUCUCAGAGACUGUGUUUCCACUGAGCCUCCAGUCAACACAGUCUGCCAGUUGGCU